Molecule: messenger RNA, 3571 nt
Organism: Polypterus senegalus (gray bichir)
Lineage: Eukaryota; Metazoa; Chordata; Cladistia; Polypteriformes; Polypteridae
Gene: nuak1b
Product: NUAK family, SNF1-like kinase, 1b
Exons: 7
Coding region: 140-2119 (659 amino acids)
Biological process (GO): protein phosphorylation; intracellular signal transduction; microtubule cytoskeleton organization
Cellular component (GO): cytoplasm
Molecular function (GO): protein serine/threonine kinase activity; ATP binding; tau-protein kinase activity
Source: RefSeq, a predicted model, not a curated record
GCGCAAGUCUCGCGAAAACCUCCCGUAAAGUGUCGAGCAGUAAGAAGGAAAGAGAGAAAGCUGAUGAAACGAUAAUGAACGUUUUCGAUGCAUUUCGACUUUGUGUGCUUAAGCAGCGUAUUCCUUGCUGCAAACAUGUAUGUCUUGUAGCCAUACAACGGUCAGGAUUGUACCAUGCAUCUGCCUGACUAGAGGAGAAAGGAAAAAACGUGUAGCGUUGCGAGAAGAGUGUGAGUGGAGCGACAGGGCAGACAUGGAUGCGACUUUAGCUCCGGUACAAAGCGAGCGCCUCUCGCCGCUGCUGCACGCUGCAGAUAGCGGGAAGGUGAGGAAACACCAACACAAGCACAACUUGAAGCAUCGUUACGAGCUACUGGAGACGCUGGGAACGGGCACCUACGGAAAAGUGAAGAGAGCGAUGGAGCGUUUCUCCGGCCGGGUGGUAGCCAUCAAGUCCAUUCGCAAAGAAAAAAUCAAAGAUGAACAGGACAUGGUACAUAUUCGCCGUGAGAUUGAGAUUAUGUCAUCCCUGCAACAUCCUCACAUCAUCAGCAUCUAUGAGGUGUUUGAAAACAAGGACAAAAUUGUCAUUGUGAUGGAGUAUGCCAGCAAGGGAGAGCUGUACGAUUAUAUCAGUGAGCGGAGGCGACUUACUGAGAGAGAAACCCGUCAUUUCUUCCGGCAAAUUGUGUCUGCUGUCCAUUACUGCCACAAGAAUGGUGUGGUGCACAGAGACUUAAAACUGGAAAAUAUUCUGCUGGAUGAAAACUGCAACAUCAAGCUUGCAGAUUUUGGCCUCUCAAACCUCUACCACAAGGACCGCCUCCUGCAGACGUUUUGUGGAAGUCCGCUUUAUGCUUCUCCAGAAAUUGUUAAUGGCAGGCCUUACCAUGGCCCGGAGGUUGAUAGCUGGGCCCUGGGAGUUCUACUGUAUACCCUGGUGUAUGGGGCAAUGCCCUUUAUUGGUGGUGAUCACAAGAAUCUCAUCUCGCAAAUCAGCAGUGGCGAGUAUCGGGAGCCAACACAGUCUUCAGAUGCCCGUGGCCUGAUCCGCUGGAUGCUAAUGGUGAACCCUGAUCGGCGUGCAACUAUUGAAGACAUUGCCAACCAUUGGUGGGUCAACUGGGGCUACAAGAGCAGCGUAUGCGACUGUGAUGCUCUGCAUGAGGCAGGCUCCCCACUGCUAGCAAGAUUUAUUGACUGGCAGCAUCGAUCUUCUGGUAUGCAACCAGAGGGUGAGUCCAAGAAUGCAAAGGUACCCUACAGAGUAGAGAAUACAACACCUUGUCAGCGCUCUGUCCGGAAGUCCAAAAAAGAGAAUGAUGUGGUGCAUUGUUUAGGAGAUGAAGACAAACCUGGUCUGAAAAGGCCCAAAGGCAUCCUGAAAAGUCAUAUACCAAGGGAGCAGCGCUCUCACAGCGUUGGUGCCAUACCAGUCAACACCCUACCACAGGAAGCAGGCCUUACAGAUAACCUUGAUCCGGACAAAGCAAACUUUGUGUCCCCUUCUAAGAUGGCAGCUGAAGCAAACACAAGUCUACCUAAAAAGGGGAUUCUGAAGAAGACCCCACAAAGAGAGUCAGGUUAUUACUCAUCCCCUGAGCACAGCGAGUCUUGUGACCAGUUUGGAGUUGGAGGACAGAGUCCUCGGAAAAUAUCCAGUGUCAAAAAGAGCUUUGGCAGGAAGGGUAUUCUUAAACGCAAUGGUAAAUACUCCACCAGCAGCACACUGCCUGCUAUGCCAGCGACUGGAGUGAACUGUUCUGACUGCACUAGUGCUUCAGGCCUCUAUCGUAGCCAGAGUAGACCCUCCAGUGUGGUCAGCGAUGAUAGUAACUUGUCUAAUGAAUCAUUUGAGCUACUAGAUUGGCCAGAGUGUGCUGGCUCUACAGCUGUUGUGGGUGUCUCAAAGAUCCGUAGUUGUGUGUCUGCUGAGAAUCUUUUGCAUCUUGGAGAGUUUGGAAGACUUAAAGUCCAGCCACCUGUUGAUGGGGUCCACUUCUACCAUAAGAGCUGCAGCUCAGGUAAAGACAGUGGCAGUUUCUCCCUACUGGCUGACAUGGAAGAUAUGACACAGGUUUACCAACAAGCACUAGAAAUAAGCAGUAGCCUCACCUAGUGCCUGAGGGUCAAGAAUGACGACCAGUGCUUCACUGGGAAUUGGCUUAGCAUGAAGUGCACUGGAGGACACAAAACAUUUAUCAGUGGCAGACAAUAGAAUUGCUAGAAUUGUAGCUUUGCAGUACUGGAGCAUGAAAGCGAGGCAAUUGGGAAUCUUUUAUGUUCUGUUUGGAAAGUAGCUGGGGAAGGACUGAAAGUUGAAUGAGGGGAGAGGAGUGAGAUGUGCUAGGGAAGAAUAGGAAGUAGUAGGAAGAUUAUUGAUGAGGAGAAGGGGAUAUUUGUAAUGACUGAGAAUUUGGUAUGCAUUGUUUGAAAAAGCAAAGGGGUAUAGUGAAGAGUGACAUUGGUAUACAGAAAUAGAUUUGGACAGAAUGAGUACAGAAGAUAGACUAAUAUACUAUGACUCUGAAAAUUACAGGCAUAUAACUGGAAUAACUGAGGAGUGUCCUGGAGCAAAGUCAGAAAUGAAAGGAAGUAUCCUGGGAAUAGACAUUGACCAGGAGGGUUAAGGUGAUGUAAAAUAGUAGUAAUAUCUUAAUUGAUUUCAAACUCACAGGUUCAUUACAUUUAGAGUCCACUUUGCUGUCAAGGAUAUUGUGCCUCAGCUUUUCUGUAAGCUGGAAUGCUACCUAAUGGCCAAGUCCAAACCCUGUCUAGACUAACAGAUAUAAAGGUGGUGGUGCAGUACUGCUGUACCCAAGGUAUGUACCUUCCCUUUGACAAAAAUGUCUCAACUGAAGGGGUGGAGAUUGUGACCAGAACAUUGUCUCCUCAAAGCUGCCUUGGACUAUUGGUGUAGUCUAGAGAAAAAAAAUGAACAAAUGGGCUGAGUUGCUUUCUGCCAAACUGGAAAGCCAAGCAUGGCGCUCUGGACUGUUUAAGUAGACUAAGAUGAAACUUGACUGGAUGCUGUUGUAUAAAACCAUAAUAUGUUAUUUAAUAUUAUUAUUUACUUUCUGUUUUGUAAAGCUUGACUUGUGAGGCAAUUGCUGCUUGUAUUUUGGUGCCUUUUUAUUGCAUGAAAUAAGUUUUAUUUAUUUUUCUUAAAGCCUCUGUGGUUUGUGUGUUUGCUAAUUUGUGGGGAUUCCUUUCAGGCAGCACCCCCUGCUCUGCAGACAGUGUUUGAGUUCAAGUUGUAUUUCAGCUGCACCAAAAGCAGGUCUGGAAUUAAUAAGGCUUCUUAUUGUGAUGGUGUGGCCAGUGGCAAUUGCUGUGUUUAGUUUUAUUGUCUGGUACCAAAGUAGCCAGGUUCCCUCCACACCUGACAGCCUUUAACCAGACCAGGCCCAGUCCCUUCCUCAUACAGGGGUAUGUUUACAGAUCAGAUAAAGAAUAUCUGCUCGCACUGAUAUCCACUUUAAAAAUGUUAAGGCAGAGAUCUGCUUGUUAUCUUAUUUUAUUUUUUUCAGUAUUUAAGUGUUUUACCUUAGAACUGGGACUGUAAAAAAAA